CGCGCCACACUCAAGAUGACCGCCCGCACCGAGGCGCAGGAAGCGCGCCACACACAAGAUGGCUGUUCCCGCCGAGGGGCAGGAAGCCACUUUUCCCGGAAGCGCCACGCUCAAGAUGGCGGCGCCCCAGGACGGUGCCCGGCAGGGGCCAGGCGGCGGCGGCGCAUGCGCGUGGUGGAGCUGGGCCGCGCCGCAGUGACUAAGAUGGAGGCCGCGGGAAUGGUGCCGGUGCCGUGGGCUGGGGGCCGCGCUCCGGGACAACUUUGCGCGCUGCGGGCCGGGCCUGGGCUGGGGCUGCAGCUGGACCUGGACCUGGAGCUCCAGGCCGGCGGCGGGGAGCCGCUCACCAGGACGCUGAGCCCCAUGGUGACGGGCACCUCGGUGCUGGGCGUGCGGUUCGACGGCGGCGUGGUGGUGGCGGCCGACACACUGGGCUCCUAUGGGUCGCUUGCCCGCUUCCGCAACAUCUCGCGCAUCAUGAAGGUGAACGACAACACGGUGCUGGGGGCGUCCGGAGACUACGCCGACUUCCAGUACCUCAAGCAGGUCAUCGACCAGAUGGUAAUCGACGAGGAGCUGCUGGGCGACGGGCACAACUACAGUCCAAAGGCCAUUCAUUCCUGGCUGACCCGAGCCAUGUACAGCCGGCGAUGCAAGAUGAACCCACUCUGGAACACUGUUGUUAUUGGAGGCUUCUACAAUGGCGAGAGUUUCCUAGGUUAUGUGGACAUGCUGGGUGUUGCCUAUGAAGCCCCUACGCUGGCGACAGGGUAUGGAGCUUAUCUAGCUCAGCCACUGAUGAGGGAAGCUCUGGAGAAGAAACCCAUCCUGACGAAGGAGGAGGCGCAGGACCUGAUUGAGCGCUGCAUGAAAAUCCUCUACUACCGGGAUGCCCGGUCGUUCAAUCGAUUUCAAAUCGCUGUCGUAACAGAAAAAGGAGUGGAAGUGGAAGAACCUCGCUCUGUUGAAACCAACUGGGACAUAGCACAUCUCAUCCGGGGCUUUGAAUGAGCACUGAAGAAUGAGUACUCCCGGCUGCCAGCUCUGGAGUCUCCCUUUGCAUCCUAUAAUCAGUUAUUUUUGCUGAUGCUGUAAUCCACGUUGAUGUGGAAGUUUUGUAAAUGAAGUAAACUUGUUGAAACAUG
Alligator mississippiensis (American alligator) is the source of this 1145-nucleotide messenger RNA. It is a transcript of the gene PSMB4, whose product is annotated as proteasome 20S subunit beta 4. Gene Ontology annotation, cellular component: proteasome core complex. The transcript is spliced from 7 exons. The record is from RefSeq and is a predicted model, not a curated record. NCBI's taxonomy places the organism in Eukaryota, Metazoa, Chordata, Crocodylia, Alligatoridae. Bases 16 to 1011 code for a protein of 331 amino acids.